This is a messenger RNA of Populus nigra (black poplar), 1576 nucleotides long. RefSeq names its product cytochrome P450 98A2-like. NCBI's taxonomy places the organism in Eukaryota, Viridiplantae, Streptophyta, Magnoliopsida, Malpighiales, Salicaceae. The coding region runs from base 1 to 1530 and encodes 509 amino acids. The transcript has 3 exons. Gene Ontology annotation, molecular function: oxidoreductase activity, acting on paired donors, with incorporation or reduction of molecular oxygen; iron ion binding; heme binding. The record is from RefSeq and is a predicted model, not a curated record.
AUGGCUCUGCCUCUGUUAGUAUUAGUUUCGAUCUUUGUUCUCGUUCUUGCAUACAUUCUGUACCAGAGGCUGAGGUUCAAGCUACCGCCUGGUCCACGACCGUGGCCGAUUGUUGGGAACCUCUAUGAUGUCAAGCCUAUUAUGUUCAGAUGUUUUGCAGAGUGGGCUCAGGCUUACGGACCAAUUGUUUCAGUUUGGUUUGGUUCAACUUUGAAUGUAGUUGUGUGUAAUGCGGAACUGGCCAGGCAAGUUCUCAAAGAGAAUGACCAGCAGCUGGCUGAUAGACAUAGGUCUAGAUUUCUCGCCAGGUUUAGUAGAGAUGGCAAGGACCUCAUAUGGGCUGACUAUGGUCCUCACUACGUGAAGCUUAGGAAAGUGUCUACUCUUGAGCUUUUCUCAGCAAAAAGACUCGAGGAACUCAAACCUAUUAGAGAAGAUGAGGUUUCUUUCAUGGCAGAAUCCAUUUUCAAGGAUUGCACCAAUCCAGAAAACCAUGGAAAAAUCUUGUUGGUGAAGAAAUAUCUGGGAGAUGUGGCUUGGAAUAACAUUACAAGACUAGCAUUUGGGAAGCGGUUCAUGAAUUCAGAGGGGAUAAUUGAUGAGCAAGGCCAAGAAUUCAAGGCAAUUGUUUCCGAUGGAUUUAGGCUUGGUGCAUCACAUUCCAUGGCCGAGCACAUUCCAUGGCUUCAAUGGAUGUUUCCACUAGAGGAAGAGGCUUUUGCCAAGCUUAAUGCUCGUCGAGACAGGUUGGUUAGAUCUAUCAUGGAGGAACAUAACAAUGCACGCAAGAAAAGUGGUGGUGCCAAGAAUCAUUUUGUUGAUGCAUUGCUAACACUGCAAGAAAAAUAUGACCUCAGUGAGGUCACAUUUAUUAGUCUCCUAUGGGACAUGAUCAGUGCUGGCAUGGAUACGACAGCAAUCUCAGUGGAGUGGGCAAUGGCUGAGCUAAUCAAGAACCCAAGGGUUCAACAGAAGGCUCAAGAUGAGCUAGACCGAGUGGUUGGGUUCGAACGUGUCAUGACUGAAGCAGAUUUCCCAAAUCUCCCUUACCUGCAAGCUAUAGUCAAGGAAUCGCUGAGGUUGCACCCACCAACACCACUGAUGCUACCUCAUCGUGCCAAUACUACUGUUAAAAUCGGCGGCUAUGACAUCCCUAAGGGAUCAGUUGUUCAUGUAAACGUGUGGGCUGUGGCUCGUGAUCCGGCUUUGUGGAAGAACCCUUUAGAGUUCCGGCCAGAGAGGUUCUUCGAGGAGGAUGUCGACAUGAAGGGUCAUGAUUUCAGGCUACUUCCAUUCGGAGCUGGAAGAAGGGUGUGUCCUGGUGCACAGCUUGGUAUCAAUCUGGUCACGUCUAUAAUCGGUCAUCUGCUUCACCAUUUUCAUUGGACCACCCCUGAUGGUGUCAAGCCAGAGGAAAUUGACAUGUCAGAAAGACCUGGACUUGUCACUUAUAUGAUGACCCCAUUACAAGCAGUGGCCACUCCUCGCCUGCCUUCACACUUGUACAAGCGGAUGGCUUCAGAUAUGUGAUUUGCACUUUGCUGCCAUGGUUGUGCUUGGAUUAUAUUAGUUUGGA